UGGUCGGGAGCGUAAGUCACCAUGAUAGAGAGGAGCCCGGUUCUCCUGCCCUAGCUCGUGAACGCUCAGGCAGCCCACAGCAGGAGGUGCUUGCCACGAUGAGGAGGAACGACAACUAUCUGCCAGUCCCUGGCGAGGAGAAGAACCUGGAUGUGGACUUUGUCAACGAGUCCAUACCCAUGAAAAAUAUGUAUGCGGAUGAGGGCUCACCUCUGUAUCCACGGCUGGGCCCAUACUUCACUGAUGGCCGACGACGGGUGGACUACGUGCUGGCGUACCAGAUCCAGAAGCCCACCAGCAUCCGGCGCCAGUCCUCCAGGUUCGGCGACAACAAUUUCAUCCGCCGGCUUCGGCGCAGCAUGAGCAUGAGAAGCAGCCGUGCCCCGCUGCAGCCGAAGGAAGACCCGGAGAUCGCCGCCCAGAAGCAACGGACGGACUACCACGAGGAUGACAAGCGCUUCAGGCGGGAGGAGUUCGAGGAAAACCUCCUGGAGACGGGGCUGGAGCUGGAAAAGGACGAAGGGGGUAAGAUCCCUGGGAUCGGCUUCUUGAAGAUCCAUGCUCCUUGGAACGUUCUGUGUCGAGAGGCUGAGUUCAUGAAGCUCAAGAUGCCAACAAAGAAGGUUUACGAGGUGAAACAAGGCAGUAAUCUGGUGGAGAAAAUCCGACUGUUCAUUCACAAAGUCACAGCUCCUCUCCACCCAAAAGUGGACGCCAACCGGCCACAAAGCAUCAAAUCCCUCUCUCACCCCUUCUCCAGGGAGAAACAGCAUCUAUUCGAUCUGUCUGACAGGGACAAGUUCUUCGACAGCAAGACCAGGAGUUCAAUAGUCUACGAGGUACUGAAGAGGACCAGAUGCACCAGAGCCAAAUACUCCAUGGGGAUCACCAGUCUGCUAGCUAACGGGGUCUACACGUCUGCUUAUCCUCUGCACGAUGGAGACAUCGAGGGGGUGAACGCAGAAGCUAACGACAGGAAGCUGCUGUACGAGGAGUGGGCCAGCUACAGCGUCUUCUACAAGUACCAGCCCAUUGGACUCAUCAGAAAGUACUUUGGGGAGAAGGUUGGACUAUAUUUUGCCUGGUUAGGAGUCUACACACAGAUGCUGAUCCCUGCAGCCAUCGUUGGAGUCAUCGUAUUCCUCUAUGGCUGUGCCACGGUCGAUGAUAACAUACCGAGUAUGGAGAUCUGUGAUCCCAGGAACAACAUCACCAUGUGUCCUCUGUGCGACCGCGCCUGCAGCUACUGGAAGCUGGUGACGGCGUGUGGUACGGCGAGAGCCAGCCACCUGUUUGACAACCCGGCCACUGUCUUCUUCUCCAUCUUCAUGGCCCUCUGGGCCGUUCUCUUCAUGGAGCACUGGAAGAGACGACAGAUGCGACUCAACUAUGUCUGGGACCUGACGGGCUUCGGAGAGGAGGAGGAGGACCACAACCGAGCGGAGUACGAGUUUCGGGUCAUGAAAAAGACAAUGAAACAGGACAAUUCCACUCCGAAGGGGGAGAAGGUGAAGCUGACCUGUACUGACAGAAUGCCAGCUUACCUGACUACCGUGGUGAUGAUGUUCUUCAUGAUCCUUGUGACGUUUGCCAUAGUGUUCGGGGUCAUCCUGUACCGGAUUAGCAUCAAGGCGGCGCUGCACAUGAGCACCUACCCUGUAGCGCGGUCCAAUAUCAGAGCCACUGUCAAGACCACAGCCGCCAUCAUCAACCUCAUCGUCAUCAUCAUCAUGGAUGAAGUCUACGCCGCCAUCGCCCGCUGGCUCAACACACUGGAGGUUCCAAAGACGGACAAGAGCUAUGAAGAGCGCCUCAUCUUCAAAACCUUUAUCCUGAAGUUUGUCAAUGCAUUCACACCCAUCGUCUAUUUGGCUUUUUUCAGGGGCAGGCUUGUUGGGCGGCCCGGAAACUACCUGUACGUCGUUGGAUCGUACAGAAUGGAAGAGUGUGCCCAUGCAGGCUGCCUCAUGGAGCUGUGCAUCCAGUUGUGCAUCACUAUGCUGGGCAAGCAGCUCAUCCAGAACAACCUGUUUGAGAUCGGCAUACCGAAGCUGAAGAAACUGCUCCGGAGGAGGAAGUCGGACUUGGACUCAAAGCAAGAGGAGGAGGUGAACAAAACCCUUCAGCGCCACGAGAAAGACCACAUUAUGGGUCCCUUCGUUGGCCUCAGCCCCGAGUACAUGGAGAUGAUCAUCCAGUUCGGGAUGGUGACUCUUUUCGUGGCGUCCUUCCCUCUGGCUCCGCUCUUCGCUCUUCUGAAUAACAUCAUUGAAAUUCGCCUGGACGCCAAGAAGUUUGUCAUGGAGCUGCGCAGGCCCAUUGCAGCCAAAGCCAAAGACAUUGGGAUCUGGUACAACCUCCUGAGAGGCCUCAGCAAGGUCGCAGUCAUCGUCAAUGCCUUUGUCAUCUCCUUCACCUCGGACUUCAUCCCGCGGCUGGUCUACCAGUACAUGUACAGCCUGGACGGCACCAUGCACGGCUUCGUCAACCACACUCUGUCUUACUUCAACGUCAGCGACUUCCAGCCUGGCACAGACCCUCUCGAGCCGAUGCACCUGGGCUACAGUGUGGAAAUAUGCAGGUAUAAGGACUACAGAGAGCCUCCCUCGUCCAACACACCGUAUGAACUGUCUAAAGAGUUCUGGGCCGUCCUCGCCGCCCGCCUCGCCUUCGUUGUCGUCUUUCAGAACGUGGUGAUGCUGAUGAGCGACUUCGUGGACUGGCUGAUCCCAGACAUCCCCAAAGACAUCAGCCUCCAGAUCCACAAGGAGAAGAUCCUCAUGGUGGAGCUCUUCAUGAAGGAGGAGCAGGGCAAAAGGCUUGCGGCGCGUGACAACCACAACCAGGACAACUGCAACUCCCCCUCGUUGGCCAGUCGGAGCCCGGCGCAGCCCCGCUCGCGACCCGCCACGCACGCCGUGGUCUGGGAUCACAAGCGCAAAGAGCAGGAAGCAAACGAGGCACCAGAGUACAAACUGUAAAGGAGAA
Anoplopoma fimbria (sablefish) is the source of this 2988-nucleotide messenger RNA. It is a transcript of the gene ano1a, whose product is annotated as anoctamin 1, calcium activated chloride channel a. Gene Ontology annotation, biological process: chloride transmembrane transport. The record is from RefSeq and is a predicted model, not a curated record. NCBI's taxonomy places the organism in Eukaryota, Metazoa, Chordata, Actinopteri, Perciformes, Anoplopomatidae. The transcript has 25 exons. Gene Ontology annotation, cellular component: plasma membrane. The coding region runs from base 99 to 2981 and encodes 960 amino acids. Gene Ontology annotation, molecular function: chloride channel activity; protein dimerization activity.